Alternaria alternata is the source of this 828-nucleotide messenger RNA. Its product is annotated as yeats-domain-containing protein. Gene Ontology annotation, molecular function: histone binding. The record is from RefSeq and is a predicted model, not a curated record. NCBI's taxonomy places the organism in Eukaryota, Fungi, Ascomycota, Dothideomycetes, Pleosporales, Pleosporaceae. Gene Ontology annotation, cellular component: NuA4 histone acetyltransferase complex; Swr1 complex. The transcript is spliced from 3 exons. Gene Ontology annotation, biological process: regulation of transcription by RNA polymerase II; chromatin remodeling. The coding region runs from base 1 to 828 and encodes 275 amino acids.
AUGCCUGCGCCAGCCUCCAACAAGCGCAACAAGCGCAUCAGCCGGAACCUCAUAAUCGGUUCCGAAGCCUGGCAGUUGCCCCCAGUAGGCCACCCCGACCGCCCCAAGGGCGUGCCAGACGACCACACCAAGCGCUGGACCGUAUACGUGCGAGUACCCGACGGCGAUCCCGAUAUCAGAGCAUGGCUCAACAAAGUCUCAUUUAAGAUUUUCAACACAUACGAAAACCCGUUGCGCAUGGUCGAGAAGCCGCCGUUUGAGGUGACCGAGACAGGAUGGGGAGGCUUCAACAUCGAUAUAAGACUGCACUUCCAGCCCAUCUCAGGCGAGAAGGCGCAAUACCGACAACAUUUCUUGCAGCUGGAAAAGUAUGGUGACGACAAAAUGCAAGCAGAGCAGGAACGGUCAGGCUGUGUGCGCUCCGAAUUCCUCGAAGUUGUGCAGUUCAACGAGCCCACCGAAGCCCUCUUCGACGCCCUCACAUCGGAAGACCAGUGGAACUACCUCAUACCUGCCGGUAAGGGCGGCUCGAAGAAGGCAUCGCUGGGCGCAAACGGAAGACUUAGGCGCGGCCUGCCCAAUGGCGAGCGGAGCGCUCAGCUGCCAGAGAAGGGAGGCGAUGAAGUUCCCUUCAGUCAGGAACAAGAGCAGGCACUACAAGAUUUCUUCAAGCAAAAGAUGGAGGACGUAGAGAAGCAAUUGGACAAAGAGGCCAAGAAGAAGGAAGAGGUAGAAGCUAAGCUUAAAGCAUUACGCAGUGAGCUGGGGCACGAGGCUGCUCAGCAGGCAGCGCAGCAGGCUAGUGGAGACAGGAGCCGGCGCAGGUGA